AUGGAUUCCCUAGUGAAUGGGAACCACACUGCAGUGACAGGGUUCAUUUUAUUGGGCUUAACAGAAGAUCCUACCCUUCGGGUUGUCCUCUUCAUGGUCAUCCUAUGCAUCUAUCUGGUGACCAUAUGUGGCAAUCUCAGCACAAUCAUUCUGAUCAGAAUCUCUUCUCAGCUCCAUCAUCCUAUGUAUUUUUUCCUGAGCCACUUGGCUUUGACUGACAUAGGCUUUUCAUCCUCUGUCACACCCAAUAUGCUUAUAAACUUCCUGGUGGAGACAAAUACAAUCUCCUACACUGGCUGUGCGAUCCAACUUGGAUCAGCUGCUUUCUUUGGAACAGUUGAUUGCUGUCUUCUGGCUGCCAUGGCCUAUGAUCGCUUUGUAGCAAUCUGCAACCCACUGCUUUAUUCAGCUAAAAUGUCCAUGCAAUUCUGUGACCACUUAUUCUCUGUGGCUUAUGUAGGCAGUUUUCUCAAUGCUUGCUCUAUUACGAUUUCAUUCUUCUCUUUAUUCUUCUGUGGACCAAAUCGAAUCAAUCAUUUUUUCUGUGAUUUUGCUCCUUUAGUUAAACUUUCUUGUUCUGAUGUCAGUAUCGCUGCAGUGGUCCCCUCAUUUUCUGCUGGCUCCAUCUUUGUGGUCACAUUGUUUGUCAUAGCCAUCUCCUACGUCUACAUCCUCAUCACCAUCCUGAAGAUACACUCCACUCAGGCGCCCACAAGGCCUUCUCCACCUGCACCUCCCACCUCACUGCAGUCGCUCUGUUCUUUGGGACCGUUACAUUCAUUUAUGUGA
Loxodonta africana (African savanna elephant) is the source of this 789-nucleotide messenger RNA. RefSeq names its product olfactory receptor 5P76-like. Gene Ontology annotation, molecular function: odorant binding; G protein-coupled receptor activity; olfactory receptor activity. Gene Ontology annotation, cellular component: membrane. The coding region runs from base 1 to 789 and encodes 262 amino acids. The transcript has a single exon. The record is from RefSeq and is a predicted model, not a curated record. NCBI's taxonomy places the organism in Eukaryota, Metazoa, Chordata, Mammalia, Proboscidea, Elephantidae. Gene Ontology annotation, biological process: G protein-coupled receptor signaling pathway; sensory perception of smell.